AUGAUGCCAGAGAACUUCACUUGGGCCAGGGGUGCCCCUACGGAGUUCAUCCUCCUGGGCAUCACAGAUCGCUGGUACCUGCACCUGACCCUCAUCCUGAUCUUCCUGACCGUCUACCUGGUGAGCCUGCUGGGAAAUGUGGGCAUGGUGCUGCUAGUCUACGCGGUCGCCCAGCUCCACACACCCAUGUACUUCUUCCUGGUCAACCUCUCCCUGCUGGAUGCCUGCUAUUCCUCAGCCAUCAGAACCAAGAUGCUCGUGGACCAGCUGUUGCCCUGCAUCUCCAUCCCUUACGCAGCCUGUUUCCUCCAGAUGUUUUUGUUUACAGGGCUGGCGGAUGCCAAGUGUUGCCUGUUGACAUCCAUGGCCUAUGGCCGCGAUGUGGCCAUCGGAAACCCUCUUCUCUACGCCACUGCCGUGUCGCGGCGUCUGUGUCUGGUCUUUCUGGCAGCAUCAGGCCUGGGUGCGGCAGUGAGUGCCGUGGUCCACACGACCUUCACCUUCCACCUGAGCUUCUGCGGCUCUCGGGAGGUGAACAGCUUCCUCUGCGAUAUCCCUCCACUGCUGGCCAUCUCCUGCAACGACACCAGUCUCAGUGAACUUCUCCCCUUCGUCUUCUGUGGCUUCAUCCAGACAGCCACCGCGUUGGCUUUGCCGUGCCUCGGGUUCAUUGCCGGAGCCGUGAUCGGCAUGCACUCGGCCAAGGGCCGGUGGCGAGCAGCCUCUACCUGUGGCUCCCACCUCACGGCUGUGGCUGUGCUUUACGGGACACUCAUUUUCAUGAACCUGUGCCCCAGCUCCAGCUACACCCUGGACACUGACAAAAUGGCAUCUGUGUUCUACACCCUUGUCAUCCCAGCUCUCAACCCGCUCACCUACAGCCUCCGCAACAAAGUGGUCAGGGAGGUGCUCGGAAGGAACUGCAAGCACUGCUGCUGUCCGAGGCCGGCGCACGAGUGCGAGGUCUGA
This is a messenger RNA of Delphinapterus leucas (beluga whale), 969 nucleotides long. NCBI's taxonomy places the organism in Eukaryota, Metazoa, Chordata, Mammalia, Artiodactyla, Monodontidae. The record is from RefSeq and is a predicted model, not a curated record.